AUGGAAAGGGCCUUGCUUCUAGAUAAUCGGUAUCCUGCCACGCAUCGUGAUGCUUUCUGCAUUCCCAGCUUUGGGUCUAUGGGUUUAAGAAGCGAUGCGGCGAACACCUCGGACUUCUCUCAAGUAACUUACCUGUGUGGUAACUCUCUUGGAUGCAUGCCAAAAUCAACAAGAGACGCCAUCAACAAGGAACUGGAUGCCUGGUCCGAUCGUGCUGUAGAAUCCCAUUUCCGUCACCGCGGCGAACCGCAGGGAUUGACCUCGUGGGUAGACAUUGAUCUUCCACUAUCGAACUUGCUUCCCUCUGUGGUAGGAGCGUUGGAAUCGGAAGUAGCAGUGAUGGGCUCAUUGACCGCAAACUUGAACGCACUACUGGUAGCCUUUUACCGUCCCACAAGUUCAAGGUUUAAAAUCAUUUGCGAAAAGGGUGCGUUUCCUUCAGACUUCUACGCAUUCUUCAACCAAUGUGGAAUUCACAAUAUUGACCCCAACGAGGCCCUCGUAAGGCUGGAGCCUCGUGAAGGCGAGACUUACUUGAGGACUGAUGACAUUAUUCAAGCUAUUAGCGAAAACAACGAGCAAUUGGCGCUUGUUUGCUUGCCAGGUAUUCAAUACUAUACAGGCCAGUUGUUUGAUAUGGAGAAAAUUACACUCUUUGCCCAUCAAUUCAAGAAUGUUGUGGUUGGAUGGGACUUGGCACAUGCUGUGGGUAAUGUCCCAGUACAACUACACGAUUGGGGGGUCGAUUUCGCUUGUUGGUGUUCUUACAAAUAUUUAAAUUCAGGCCCUGGCGCUAUCGCUGGAAUAUUCGUGCAUGAAAAGCAUUCCCAGGUAGGCUCCGGCUCCCACAAAGAAGAUAGUUAUAUGCCACGAUUGGCCGGCUGGUGGGGUAAUACUCGCGAGAGAAGAUUUCAAAUGAAAGAGGUUUUUGAGCCGAUUUCAGGUGCUCUAGGCUUUCGCCAAUCUAACCCAAGUGUAAUAGACGUAGUCGCAUUAAGAUCUUCUCUCGAAAUUAUCCAAGAUUUUGGUGGCAUUGAGGCUUUGCGUGAAAGAUCUUUGCUAUUAACGGGCUACCUGCUGGAAUUAUUGAAAGAAUCGAAGUUUUACCAUAAGUCUCUUCCCUCGGGUGACGUCUCGAAGGCGGGCUUCAUCAUUCUUACACCCUUGACCGAGAGCGAACGUGGAGCACAACUUUCACUUUACUUCUUUCCUCACCACGAUGACCGCAAAUUAGACACUAUGGAAAGAGUUUCUGGGUACUUGAAUGAGAGGGGCGUAAUUGUUGAUGAGCGUCGACCAAAUGUCUUAAGGAUCGCACCAGCUCCUCUUUACAACACUUUCCAAGAUGUUUUCAGAGCUGUCGAAUUGUUGAAAGAGGCACUCCAGGAAUUAUGA
This is a messenger RNA of Lachancea nothofagi CBS 11611, 1395 nucleotides long. The record is from the annotation of a GenBank genome assembly. NCBI's taxonomy places the organism in Eukaryota, Fungi, Ascomycota, Saccharomycetes, Saccharomycetales, Saccharomycetaceae.